Molecule: messenger RNA, 702 nt
Organism: Hibiscus syriacus
Lineage: Eukaryota; Viridiplantae; Streptophyta; Magnoliopsida; Malvales; Malvaceae
Product: ethylene-responsive transcription factor ESR2-like
Exons: 2
Coding region: 1-702 (233 amino acids)
Source: RefSeq, a predicted model, not a curated record
AUGGAAGAAGUAUUUAAGAGCCUACAGGGCAUGACUUAUAUCUCCGACCCAAAUGCCAGUGACUCCAUCACUAACUAUACAAAGAAGAGCGCCGCCGCCUCAACAGAUACCGCUGUUCCCACCGCCUUCACAGCGGCGAACAAGAGGUCUCUCAAAGGAAAUGGUGGCUCCGGUGGAACAAUGAGGUACCGUGGUGUUCGCUGCAGGCCGUGGGGGCGUUAUCUGCUGAGAUACGAGACCCCCAGUCCAAGGAACGGCGUUGGCUCGGGACUUUUGACACCGCCAAGGAGGCUGCAUGCGCCUACGACUUCAUCGCUGGCAAACCAACAUUCCGGUGACUUCUCCGUUGGGUCUUCUGCUCAAAGAAACGCUUCUCCGAACAUGGUUUUAUUCCGCAACCUCUUGAAUUCAUCUAAUUCAUCUCUCCACGCGCCGCCUCCUCAGUCUCUGGCGGACUAUAUUCCAUUAAUCCACGGAAAUGCUUCCUCUUCUUCGUUUUCUUUCACUUUUCCAGCUAAUUCAAGCAUUUUGCCCUGUGCAUCUUUGUUGAAAUCCUUUACCAACAACAUUACUCGAAGCGCAACCGAUAGCGUAUCCGAUUCUUUCACUGGCACAACCAUGACGCACACUCCCAAGGAAACCAUCGAUGAUAUGGAAUUCUUCCGCAGAAGCCUUCAGAUUCCGGCUUGUUCCAGGAAAUAA